Messenger RNA from Moneuplotes crassus, 1052 nucleotides. Lineage: Eukaryota; Ciliophora; Spirotrichea; Euplotida; Euplotidae. The record is from the annotation of a GenBank genome assembly.
GUGUUUAUAAUAUUUCAGACAACUUACACGGUCAAAUCCUAAUGAACUCAUCUUUAACCACCGAAAGCCUUAACAGGCAACGUAAGUUAGAAGCAGUCUGUCCUGACUGCAAAGCAGUAAACUCCAUUGUCACCCACCAUGUUGAGGGCAAAAGAGUCUGCAAAUCCUGUGGCACCAUACAAGAAAUCCACCUGAUCGAUGAGACCAGCGAGUGGAGGAACUUUGGAAGUGAAGGCAACGGAGCAGACAUGAACAGAGUCGGAGGCCCUGUUAAUAACAAUCUGGAUAACGGAGGCCUCUCUACUGUGAUCACUGGUAUCGGAGAUACUAAGCUUAUUAAUAGUAAUAAUAGGAUCAGUGCUAAUGCCAAGGAUAAGAAUAAGAUGAGAGGAUGGGCGGCUAUUAAGGAGUUGUGAUCCAAUAUUCAUGCGUCCAAGAGUGUUGAAGCUGAUGCAUGAGAGCUAUAUAAUUUAGUAGAAGAUCAUGAAAAUUGAUUAAAAGGAAAGAAGAUGAUCCUCAAAGUAGCCAGCGUUAUCAUGAUCGCUAGCAGAAAGUCGAAACUCCCUAAGAACAUGAAGGAUAUAUUAAACACCGCUCAGAUCUCUAAGAAGGAGCUUUCUAAGUGCUAUAGACAAAUCUUGAGAAAAAUUUGCCCUAAGAUGAAUACAAACCUCCAACCAAGUGAAUGUAUCUCUCAACUUUGCAACAGACUUCAGCUUAAUGGAAUAGUUGAGGAUAAAUGUAAAGAAGUUGCAGAAUCGAUCUGUAAAGGAGAAUACCUCACUGGUAGAAGCCCUUUCACCAUCGCUGGAGUAGCAGUGUACAUGGCCACUCAGAUCCAACCUGAGAAUAAAAGAAACUACAAAGAAAUUGCAGUAGCAGCCCAGCUAGCUGAUGCUACUAUUAGAAAUGCUUUCAAGAAGAUUUACCAUAUGAGGUACCAGAUCUUUGAUAAGAUAGCUACUAGAGAAGAAGUAGACGCCUCUAUUACUCUCUAAACUUCCUUCCAGGUUGUCUCUCGUCUCAAUUCAUUAUUUAAAAGCUAGGCUUUU